Messenger RNA from Paramuricea clavata, 567 nucleotides. The record is from the annotation of a GenBank genome assembly. NCBI's taxonomy places the organism in Eukaryota, Metazoa, Cnidaria, Anthozoa, Malacalcyonacea, Plexauridae.
AUGACAGCCUUACUGGAUAUGACAAAUCAAUGGUGUUUUAAUAUUGAUAAAGGGAUGUUAAACGAUGUGAUUUUUCUUGAUCUAAAGAAGGCUUUUGACACCAUUGAUCAUGAAAUUUUGCAAAUGAAACUUGCAUGUUAUGGUUUGAAAGAGUGUAGUUUGGAAUGGGUUGCAUCCUACUUGACAAAUAGGGUACAAAUUUGUCAUGUAAAUGGCAUAUAUUCAAAUGAAGAAACCAUUUCCUGCCGGGUCCCACAAGGUUCCAUUUUGGGUCCGGUCUUAUUUUUGCUAUAUAUAAAUGACCUACCCAGUUGUUUGGAACAUGGAAUUGCCAGGCUAUUUGCUGACGAUACAAAUAUGACUUCCACAGGUUGCAAUUUGGAAUCAGUCGAAAAUAAAAUGCAGAUUGAGCUUAAUAAAAUAUUCAAGUGGCUUUGUGCAAACAAGUUGACACUGAAUAUUUUAAAGACCGAUUUCAUGGUUAUUGCUUCUCGACAAAAGCUAUCGGCCUUGGGAGACUCAAUAACAUUGUCAGUAAACGGUGUUUCAUUAAGCCAAGUUCGUUCG